GAUACUAGAUCUUAAUAUCCUAUCUUCUAUCAAAACUCAAAAGCAAUUUUAGUGAAAGAAUCGUCAUGGCUGCAGCUCAAGUUCUUGCUGUUUCUAUCCUAUUGGCCUUAGCUUCCUCCCUGGCUUUCGCUUCUGAUCCAAGUCCCCUCCAAGACUUCUGUGUUGCCAUUAAGGAUCCCAAGGCCGCAGUGUUGGUAAAUGGGAAGUUCUGCAAAAACCCAAAACUUGCAAAAGCAAAAGAUUUCUUCUUUUCUGGUCUUCACAAGCCUGGAAACACAUCCAACCCAGUGGGCUCCAAAGUAACUGCAGUGAACGUAGAGCAAAUUCCUGGGCUGAAUACUCUUGGAAUCUCCUUGGCUCGCAUUGACUUUGCUCCCUAUGGUCUCAAUCCUCCCCACACGCACCCACGCGCCACCGAGAUCCUGGUGGUGUUGGAGGGAACUCUCUACGUCGGCUUUGCCACCUCCAACCCUGACAACCGCUUAAUCACCAAAACCCUUAACAAGGGAGAUGUGUUUGUGUUCCCCGUCGGCCUCAUUCACUUUCAGUUCAAUACCGGAGAAACCAAUGCUGUGGCUCUAGCUGGCCUGAGUAGUCAGAACCCUGGUGUUAUCACCAUUGCUAAUGCUGUGUUUGGAUCAAAGCCCCCCAUCAGGGAUGAUGUUCUCGCCAGGGCAUUCCGAGUUGACACCAAGCUUAUUGAUAAUCUUCAAGCUCAGUUUUGGAUGGACAACAACUAGAAAGGGCAUUACGUAUUACUAGUCCUAGUCCAAACUCAUAAAUUGAUUGUUUUAAU
Messenger RNA from Nelumbo nucifera (sacred lotus), 796 nucleotides. RefSeq names its product putative germin-like protein 2-1. The record is from RefSeq and is a predicted model, not a curated record. Gene Ontology annotation, molecular function: manganese ion binding. Lineage: Eukaryota; Viridiplantae; Streptophyta; Magnoliopsida; Proteales; Nelumbonaceae.